Danaus plexippus (monarch butterfly) is the source of this 2409-nucleotide messenger RNA. Its product is annotated as dual specificity protein phosphatase CDC14B-like. The record is from RefSeq and is a predicted model, not a curated record. Bases 133 to 2331 code for a protein of 732 amino acids. Gene Ontology annotation, biological process: regulation of exit from mitosis; positive regulation of cytokinesis; protein dephosphorylation. Gene Ontology annotation, molecular function: protein tyrosine/serine/threonine phosphatase activity; protein serine/threonine phosphatase activity. The transcript is spliced from 16 exons. Gene Ontology annotation, cellular component: spindle pole; centrosome; mitotic spindle. Lineage: Eukaryota; Metazoa; Arthropoda; Insecta; Lepidoptera; Nymphalidae.
CAUUUUGUAUUCAACUUUAUUUUUGUAAGGUACGUUUAAAAAAGUUUGUGCCAUGAAAUCAUAGUUAUAAUAGAUGUUUACGUAAAUAUAAUACAUCAAAAUGAAAGUUUAGCAUAAUUUAUAAGUUGGUACAUGAAUACAAUGGCACGUAAUUCAGAUAUUUUAUAUAUGACUGAAUAUAUAAAAAAUGUUCUUUAUUUCGCAACUGUGAGACCAGGAAAGUCACUUAAAAACACAGAAGAAACACAUUACUUCUGUAUAGAUAAUGAAUUAAUAUAUGAAAACUAUUAUUCCGACUUUGGCCCUUUAAAUUUAGGAUGUGUUUACAAGUAUUGCAAAAUUCUGAAUGAAAAGUUAAAACAGUACUUAAACAAACAGUGUAUUGUACAUUAUACUUCUAUGGAUCCAAAGAAAAAGGCGAACGCGGCAUUCCUUAUGGGAAGUUACGGUGUUUUGUAUUUGAGUUUACCGCCGAAAGAUGCAUUGGAACCGCUCCUGGUUCACGGACAAUGUUACAGGCCAUUUCAAGACGCUACACAGGGUGACUCAAAUUAUACAAUAACUAUAAUGGAUUGCUUGCAAAGCUUAUCUCGAGCAAGAGAUUUGGGUUUUUUUGAUUUUCAAGAUUUCAACUAUCAAGAAUAUGAGAGAUUGGAUAAAAUACAGGGAGACCUUAAUUGGAUUGUACCCGAUAAAUUUUUAGCUUUCAUUGGUCCAGUUGAUUACAACCACGUGUCAUCCUUAUACCAUCCUCCUGAGAUAUACGUGGAUUACUUUAAAGAAAAUAAUGUCCAAAUAGUUAUGAGGCUAAAUAAAAAGCUUUAUGACAGUAACGUCUUUAUUAACAGCGGUAUAAUGCAUUACAACUUAUUCUUCCCGGACGGAUCAUGUCCACCUCGACAUAUAUUAUUGAAAUUCUUGCAAAUAAGUGAGGAAUGUGACGGAGCUAUAGCAGUCCACUGCAAGGCAGGUUUAGGUCGCACUGGUUCACUAAUUGGCUGUUAUUUGAUAAAGCAUUAUCGUAUGACAGCACACGAGGCUAUAGCCUGGAUGAGAAUCUGUCGACCUGGCUCUGUCAUAGGUCAUCAGCAGAGUUGGCUGGAAGAGCUUGAACCGUGGCUUAUAAAACAAGGAAAUCUUUAUAGGAGACGUAUGUAUCAAGAUAUGAACAGGCUUCCUGUACACGAUUAUGGAAUCUAUUCGAUGACUGAGAAGAUUAAUAGACAACGACCUGUCGUUUUGAGUAAAUCCCCCUCGCCACCGCCUCCCUUUCAGAGACAAAAUAGAAACGAUGUUUCGACUUCCUCUCGACCGCAGGCGUCAAAAAUAAGAGAAGCUCCUGGUAAAACGGUCGAAAGUGAGACGUCGCAUUUGAAUGAGCAGUUAAACAUUGUCAAAAACGUUCCACUUUCAAAAAGGGUAUCGAGAGAAAUGAGUGAAUCGAGAUCUCGUCGCAGCGGUGGCGCCGGUGAACCUCGAACGAUGAGAUCGUCCAGAAAUAAGACACCUAGUGUAAAAGUUUCAACAAAUGAUAAUUCAGUUAAGAAUAUGGGCUGGUGUUGCCCAUAUCGUCCGAGCAGUCCCGUCCCGAUAGAAACGCUAAGUGACGCUAGGAAACUCUUGAUGCGAAGUACUCUAUAUAACAACGAAAUAAGAGAGAAAAAAUUAGACGCAGCCAUAACCGUUAAACCACAAAUUUCAAACAAACCUUCUAUAAUUCAAAGGCCAGUUCCCGGCACUGUCACUAAAAUUGCACCUACAAAUUUGAGCCAAAUUACUAGGGGUUCAAUACAACCAAGUAAUCGCCGUCGUCUGGGUCGUAGUCCUAGUCCACCACAGAUGAGAAUAGAACAUAGUCGCGCUACAAAUACACCACCGACUGAGUGCUUUUCGACUCGUGAUUCUAAGGUUGCUUUAACAGAAGCGUUAUCGAGACUCAAAUUAUCAGCACCUCAAGACAGAUCGGUAGGCGCAUCUUCAUUAGGAGCCCGAAGAGAUGCUCCGGCAGGUCGGAGGGCCCCCUCUGUACACUCAGACGAGAGGCCGUUUGCAACUCAAGGGGAUUUGCUUAACAGCAUCAAAUUCCAACGAAGACUGCGGGAAUGUUUUGUCGUUGGAAAAAAUCUUAACGAAAGGAACAGCAUCACUACCAAAGAAAAGCCUCUCGUGUUUAAAGUGAAUUCAAGAACGAUUGCAGGAACAAAAGCUACCGUUGGACAAGAUAUUAGUGGUUCAAAAGACAAACCUGUGACGUCUGUGUCGAGAGCACUUCACAACCAGCGGCCGUGUUCCCCCAAGGGCAGAAGGUCACCGCAUGCGCCAUUUUAUUGAGACAUAAUGUUAUGUGAAUUGUUAAAAUUUAAUGUGGAUAGGAAAAAUAAAAUUUGGUACAAAAUAAUUUUAUUUUUG